UUUGUAGUUAUUCGCGCUUUAUUCGGCAACGCCUGGAGUUUAGAAGAGCUCCCAUUAUACAGAAGAUAAAAUCGCCAAACAUAUAAAUUAGUAUUAUUCUAAUUUUUUUGCAAUUCCAAUACAACAACUCGUGUCAACAUGCAUGUGAUAAAGCGAGAUGGGCGCGAAGAGCGUGUUAUGUUUGACAAAAUCACCUCCCGCAUCCAGAAGCUGUGUUAUGGACUCAACUCUGAUUUUAUUGAUCCAACCCAGAUCACAAUGAAAGUCAUCCAAGGUCUUUACAAUGGUGUCACCACAGUGGAGCUGGACACGCUAGCUGCAGAGAUAGCUGCCACCCUCACUACCAAACAUCCCGACUAUGCCAUCCUUGCUGCCCGCAUUGCCGUUUCCAACCUUCAUAAGGAAACAAAGAAAGUCUUCAGCGAUGUGGUGGAGGAUCUCUACAAUUAUGUCAACCCGCUAAACAAACGCCAUUCCCCCAUGGUUGCCAAGGAGACACUCGACAUUGUCUUAGAAAACAAGGAUCGCCUCAACUCUGCCAUCAUCUUUGACAGAGACUUCUCCUACAACUUCUUUGGAUUCAAGACACUGGAGCGGUCCUACCUACUGAAGAUUGAUGGGAAAGUUGCUGAACGACCCCAACACAUGCUGAUGAGGGUUUCAGUUGGUAUUCAUAAGAAUGACAUUGAUGCUGCCAUUGAGACUUACAAUCUGCUGUCAGAGAGGUGGUUCACUCACGCUUCCCCCACGCUCUUUAACGCUGGCACCAACCGCCCUCAGCUGUCCAGCUGUUUUCUGCUGGCCAUGAAGGAUGACAGCAUUGAGGGAAUCUACGACACUCUGAAGCAAUGUGCCCUUAUUUCCAAAUCAGCAGGAGGCAUUGGAGUGGCAGUCAGCUGCAUCAGAGCCACGGGCAGCUAUAUUGCUGGGACAAAUGGCAAUUCCAAUGGGCUUGUUCCCAUGCUUCGAGUGUACAACAACACAGCACGCUAUGUGGACCAGGGAGGAAACAAGAGACCUGGUGCGUUUGCUAUGUACUUGGAGCCGUGGCACUUUGACGUGUUUGACUUCCUGGAUCUGAAGAAGAACACCGGGAAGGAGGAACAAAGGGCCAGAGAUCUGUUCUAUGCUCUGUGGAUCCCUGACCUCUUCAUGCAGCGAGUAGAGAACAAUGAGGACUGGUCCUUAAUGUGCCCCAGUGAUUGCCCUGGACUGGAUGAGUGCUGGGGGGAGGAAUUUGAGAAGCUUUAUAAAAGGUAUGAGCAGGAGGGUCGGGUCAAGCGGGUAGUGAAGGCCCAGCAGGUGUGGCACGCCAUUAUUGAGUCCCAGACUGAGACCGGAACCCCUUACAUGCUUUAUAAGGAUGCCUGCAAUAGGAAGAGCAACCAGCAGAACCUGGGCACCAUAAAGUCCAGUAACCUCUGUACUGAGAUUGUAGAGUACACCAGCCAUGAUGAGGUGGCGGUGUGUAACCUGGCAUCCAUUGCUCUCAACAUGUAUGUCACACCAGAGAGGACGUUUGACUUCAACAAACUGGCUUAUGUCACUAAGGUCAUUGUCAAAAACCUCAACAAGAUCAUCGACAUUAACUACUACCCUGUGAUUGAGGCUGAGAACUCCAACAAGCGCCACAGGCCCAUCGGCAUUGGUGUCCAGGGUCUGGCCGAUGCCUUUAUCCUGAUGCGUUUUCCGUUUGAGAGCGCAGAGGCCCAGAAGCUCAACACUCAGAUCUUUGAGACUAUCUACUAUGCUGCCCUUGAGUCCAGCUGUGAGCUGGCUGCUGAGCAUGGCCCAUAUGAGACCUAUGCAGGGUCCCCUGUCAGCAAAGGGAUUCUUCAGUAUGACAUGUGGGAGAAAACCCCAACUGACCUGCUGGACUGGAAUCUUCUCAAGGAAAAGAUUGCCAAGCAUGGUGUGAGGAACAGUCUGCUGCUGGCCCCUAUGCCCACAGCCUCCACAGCCCAGAUCUUGGGCAAUAACGAAUCCAUUGAGCCCUAUACAAGCAACAUCUAUACCCGUCGAGUCCUGUCUGGAGAGUUCCAGAUUGUUAACCCCCACCUCUUGAAAGACCUGACAGAGCGAGGGCUGUGGAAUGAAGAGAUGAAGAACCAGCUGAUUGGUCAGAAUGGAUCAAUCCAGGGCAUUGCUGAGAUUCCAGAUGACCUGAAGGAGCUGUACAAGACUGUGUGGGAGAUCUCCCAGAAGACGGUCCUGAAAAUGGCAGCUGAUCGUGGUGCCUUCAUAGACCAGAGCCAGUCCCUCAACAUUCAUAUUGCUGAGCCCAACUACGGCAAACUCACCAGCAUGCAUUUCUAUGGCUGGAAGCAGGGUCUGAAGACAGGCAUGUACUACCUGAGAACCAAGCCUGCAGCCAACCCCAUCCAGUUCACCCUGAACAAGGAGAAGCUAAAGGAGUCUCAGUCAGCCAAGACUGAGAUGGAGAUCAAGGAGCUCAACAGAGCAGCUAUGGUGUGUUCCCUGGAGAACCGUGAUGACUGCCUGAUGUGCGGAUCUUAGACCUGCCCCUUAGUCCUGCUUCUGCUCUUUAUUUCAUUAACCAUGGCAGUGAACUAAACCACACAGGAUCAUUGACCAGUUGUAAAUUCAUUUUGAAACAACUGUCAUCGUUUAUGUGGGUAUUUUAAUAUAGCCUUUAGAGUGCUGUUCAUGGUUUAACUAAGCAAUUAUCUAUUUAUCGCUAUUGGGUGCACUGUCUGUGAAGCUGUUUGUCUGCUUGUUCUGUAUAGAAUUGAGAGGGUUUUCCCUUGAUUUUUGUGGUCUACUGUUAAUAUGUACAUCUCUGAAUCUCAUGUUGUUGAAUGAACCUCAACACUAUGUAGUGUAUAUUACAAUUAAUCUGUUUUACCUGUGGGGAAAUAAACGUUUUGUAAUUCA
Messenger RNA from Esox lucius (northern pike), 2895 nucleotides. It is a transcript of the gene rrm1, whose product is annotated as ribonucleotide reductase M1 polypeptide. Gene Ontology annotation, molecular function: ribonucleoside-diphosphate reductase activity, thioredoxin disulfide as acceptor; ATP binding. Gene Ontology annotation, cellular component: ribonucleoside-diphosphate reductase complex. Bases 139 to 2517 code for a protein of 792 amino acids. The transcript has 18 exons. The record is from RefSeq and is a predicted model, not a curated record. Gene Ontology annotation, biological process: DNA replication; deoxyribonucleotide biosynthetic process. Lineage: Eukaryota; Metazoa; Chordata; Actinopteri; Esociformes; Esocidae.